Messenger RNA from Periophthalmus magnuspinnatus, 1102 nucleotides. RefSeq names its product FEV transcription factor, ETS family member (gene fev). Gene Ontology annotation, cellular component: nucleus. The transcript has 3 exons. NCBI's taxonomy places the organism in Eukaryota, Metazoa, Chordata, Actinopteri, Gobiiformes, Gobiidae. Gene Ontology annotation, biological process: cell differentiation; regulation of transcription by RNA polymerase II. Gene Ontology annotation, molecular function: DNA-binding transcription factor activity, RNA polymerase II-specific; sequence-specific DNA binding. The record is from RefSeq and is a predicted model, not a curated record. Bases 72 to 728 code for a protein of 218 amino acids.
AGUUUAAUAAAAAUCUUUUGGCGGAGGCAGCAGCCGAAUGAAAGGCGAGCUUUGGCGAAGCCCCGAACACAAUGAAGCAGGACAGUGGCGGACAGCUCGGGCUCAACAUGUAUCUCCCAGAUCCGACAGAAAAUCUUUUGAAAGAAACCAAAGGCACGUCAUGGGCUCCCAUCAACACCGGAGUGCAGAAAGGCAGUGGUCAGAUCCAGCUGUGGCAGUUCCUCCUCGAGUUGCUGUCAGACAGUGCCAACAUGUCGUGCAUCGCGUGGGAGGGCACCAACGGCGAGUUCAAACUAAUCGACCCGGACGAGGUGGCACGGAGGUGGGGUGAGCGUAAAAGCAAACCAAACAUGAACUACGACAAGCUGAGCCGCGCCUUACGCUACUACUACGACAAAAACAUCAUGACCAAGGUCCACGGCAAACGCUACGCCUAUAAAUUUGACUUCCACGGACUCGCGCAGGUGUGCCAGCCGUCCAGCACCGAACAGGCCCUGUACAAGUUUCAGGGCAACUUCUCCCCGCUACCCUUCUCCGGGAUCUCCAAGCUGAACCUGGUGGGGCCCGUGGGAGGCGUGGGUCCGUCCGGGUUCUCGUAUUGGACCGGCUCGCCCUCCCUGUACCACAGCCACAAUUUGCAGCCUCCGUUCAGCACCGUGUCUCCAUCGCACAUCGGCUGCGUCAAUAACAUCAAUGGCCUGGCCAACAUCAACGCGCACUACAACUGACCAAAACAGCCCUUAAAAAGUCUUGAAAUGAACUUCUCUAAUAAUGCUAAUGAGAUAGAUAUGACAUUGAUAAUUUUGUUUAACUGUAAAGACGCAAAAUGGUUUCCUUUACGCACAGUGUUUUUAAGCCACUCCAAGAGCCAACUCUAUUCAAAACACAUUUUCAGGAGCUCUAUUUAAAUAAAUAACUUAAUUCAUUUUUGAGGGAUUCAGUUUUAAAAAGAACAAACUUUUUUGUUUCUAUUUUUAUUUUUUAUUUUUACCGUGCCUAGUUUUGUUGACAGUUACCCUUGCAACCCGAGAGCGCAACAUUUACUUACGAAGCACUGACGCUAUCUAGUGGCAAAGCAAAUGCGUUCUAUAUGUCGGCAUAG